Pyricularia grisea is the source of this 1058-nucleotide messenger RNA. RefSeq lists its product as uncharacterized. The coding region runs from base 41 to 847 and encodes 268 amino acids. The record is from RefSeq and is a predicted model, not a curated record. Lineage: Eukaryota; Fungi; Ascomycota; Sordariomycetes; Magnaporthales; Pyriculariaceae. The transcript is spliced from 3 exons.
AUCCCACAAAGAACAUCCUCCCAAACUCGCAACCUAAAACAUGUCAGACGUAGAAAAACCUACAGCAAAGCCCAUACGCGUCGUCGUCAUGGGCGCCAGCCGCUGCGGCACCCUGGGCGUCUACACGGCCCUCAAAACCCUUGGCUACACGCCGUUCCACAUGUACGAGGUAACAUUUAAGAACGGCGACAGGGAGCUCCUUAAGCUUGCCGACGCCAUCGAGGCCGAGCAGCACCGUGGCGUCGUCCCAUCCAUUGAUCUCGACGAUCUAUUAAAGGGAUACGACGCCUUUGUCGAAAUUGGCAGCUUCUUUCCGCUGACGACACUGCAUCGGUACCUGCCGGACCCGGACGUAAAGUGGAUCCUGACGGAACGCGACCCGGCGAGCUGGACCCGGUCAAUUGACGAGACCAUCGGAGACGUUUACCGCGCCUGCUCGUCUGCGGAUGCGAGGGUUUUGGGGCUGUUUAAUCCGUGGUUGGGUCUGAUGAGCCGCUGGCUGGAGGUGGUUUUCAAACGCUGGGGUGGAAAAAGACCUGGGGAGCCAGGGUUAUCGACGGCCAUGCAGUCGAGCUUUCUUGAGUACAACGAGCUUAUCAAAGCCAAGGUACCAGCUGAGAGGUUACUGACCCUGAAAUUAGAGGACGGUUUCGCUUGGGAUGAGAUUUGCGAGUUUCUGGGUCACCCAGUGCCCAAGGAACCGUACCCCAGAAUUAAUGAUAAAGCAAUGUUCAAAACUAUGACUAGCGGGCUUAUCAGGGAUCAUAAGCUGACGGCAGUGAAGAGAAUAACGGCGCUCCUCACGCCCAUUAUUGGUGUUGCCGCGUAUUUCUACUGGUCAUCAUAAAUGCCUGGCUGAGUGGGAGAUUUAAAGGGUUGUCUAGGGCUACGAUGAGUUGGUGCGGAUGAAAGUUUAAGGUGUGGCUUUGUGCGGUUAUUGUUGGUCGAUAAGGGGGCUUUCUUCGGGGUGUGAGUAUAUAGCCACAUAUAGACUUGUAGUGCAAGGUACAGUGCCUUUCGCCAAUAAUAUAAAGUGCCUAACAAGCGCGAGUUCGAAC